AUGGCUUCCUGCAACAUUUUCUUCCUCUUUAUUCUUGUUAGCUUCCUCAGUUUUGCAACUUGUCAGGCACAGUACGACCCUGUCUAUCUAAACCAUAACUGUUCCGAGAACAACUUUUCCAAUGGCAGUAGCACCUUCCUAAACAAUCUCAAGACCCUCCUCUCCUCCUUAUCAGAUAACGCUCCCGGCAAAAAUGGCUUCUACAACAACACAUUUCAUGAGAAAAAUAGAAGAGGAAGUUGUUGGUGCACGAGAUGUGUGAGGGGACGGAGGAUGGUGGGUUUAAUUUCGGAACCUGCUCCGGCGAAGAAGUGGCACGACGCUGUGGAGUCGGCUGAGCAUGGGUCCAUGGGAGAGGAUUGUCGCGAGCCAUCUGAUCCGUAUACAACUGAAAUUGGAGACUGGCCCCUUCCCAUAAGUCUCGACUCGAUUUGCUACGCUGUGCCGUGUGUGGCGCCCAAAUAUGCCUGGUGGCGCAGAACCACUUGGUGCAUUAACAUUGCUGACGUGGACACUUCUCAAUUGUGA
Messenger RNA from Sphenostylis stenocarpa, 528 nucleotides. The record is from the annotation of a GenBank genome assembly. NCBI's taxonomy places the organism in Eukaryota, Viridiplantae, Streptophyta, Magnoliopsida, Fabales, Fabaceae.